This is a messenger RNA of Naegleria lovaniensis, 1338 nucleotides long. RefSeq lists its product as uncharacterized. Gene Ontology annotation, cellular component: nucleus. Gene Ontology annotation, molecular function: ubiquitin protein ligase activity. NCBI's taxonomy places the organism in Eukaryota, Heterolobosea, Eutetramitea, Acrasida, Naegleriidae. The transcript has a single exon. The coding region runs from base 1 to 1338 and encodes 445 amino acids. Gene Ontology annotation, biological process: protein ubiquitination. The record is from RefSeq and is a predicted model, not a curated record.
AUGAAUGAAUCACAAUACUCGCUCAUCGGAAGAGAUUUAUUAUGCAUGGAGGUGGAGAUGUUGAAAGCCUUGUUUCCCGAUGACGGGCAAGAACAAGUAUUGAAAAUUGAAAAUUUCUUCAUGGAUAAUAUUGAAAAUCACAGCAAUGAACAACAUGAACCACUUCGGAUUAUUAUUACAAUCACACCCAGUACUGGAAUGGAUGAUUCCUCGCAAUUCGUUUCGUUGCAAUUAUGUUUUUCAAUUUCAAAUGUUGAUGAAUAUCCGUUGUAUUUAAAAAAAGAAGUUUCAAUAGGAAGAAAAACAUCUAGUGAAGACGCUUCUAGUUUUAUAUCCAUUCCUUGGAGACGUGGCUUGUCGGAAGUUCAAUGUAAUUACAUGUUAUCAUACUUGUACAAGAAAGCGUAUCAGUUAAUUUCUGAGUGUGAAGAUUUCUCCAUGUCACCUCCAAUUUACAACUUGUAUGAAGAAGCUAGGGAAUAUUUAACACAUGAGAAUGAACGACAACUCGAAGUUUCUCGAUGCUCCAUUUGUUUGGAUGGAUUUUCUGAGAGUGGAGCUGUCACUAAAUUACCAUGCUUUCAUAUAUUUCAUACGGAUUGUUUGAAUACAUGGUUUCAUUUCAAAUGUAGAGAUAGAUAUGAUGAAUAUUUAAAGUUGCUUGAUCGAGACGAUAGAGGUGUCACAGAUGAAGUAACACCAACCUCUGAGACAGAGCUCGAAUCAUCCUCGUCAUCUCCAGUAAUUUUUGACCAGAGUCUUAAAGAAAGUGUAUUGGAAGACUCAAAUAUUUUCUAUUGUCCCGUCUGUAGAGUUCUCAUACCCAUGAAUAUUGUCGAGACUCAAAUUAAUGUGAAAAAAGAUGAAAUCAUUGCACAAUACAAGAAGGAGAAACGAAAAGAAGAGGCAGAGAGGAAAAAAGAACGUCGAAGACUUGCUCAAUUACAGGAACAGCAAAAACCCCAACCUCAGCCACAUUUGGUCACGCUUCCACCUACCGUAAAAAAGGAAAAGAAGAAACAAGAAUUCAAAGGCUCCUGGAAUGGUAUUUCUGAACUGUAUGGAGUCAUUGUAGAGGGCGUUACCUAUAGUAAUCAAAUGGGAACUAAACACAAAGAAAAAACGUUUAAAGAGUUAAAAGACGUCGUUCGUGUUAGAGUAUUGAAUUUGGGUUCUGUCAGUGGAAAAGGUCCAAAAACCAUGACCAUGAUGGUUGAGUUUAUUUCAAUGGAACUUGCUGAGAAAUUUCAACGAGAAUAUAACAACAAGACAGUUCUAGAAGAUGUAUUAGUUUGUACAGUGGCUCCCAAUCAACCGACAACACCUAAACAAGAAUAG